Messenger RNA from Caenorhabditis auriculariae, 1331 nucleotides. The record is from the annotation of a GenBank genome assembly. Lineage: Eukaryota; Metazoa; Nematoda; Chromadorea; Rhabditida; Rhabditidae.
AUGGCCUCUUCUUCGAUCCUCGUCCUUCUGGUCGCUGUCUGCGUCGCCGUCUUGGCCGAUCAGCCGAACUUUAAAGGUUUUCAGCUUGGAAAUUAUUCAGUAAGCUUGAAUGAGUUAUCCGAACAAUGUCUCUCUAGAGAAGAACUCUUUGAAUAGUUUUCUCAUUUUUUUUUUCUCUUUUUAUGAAACUUCUAGUUUCUGUAGUACCACUUAAAUACAUGCUUCUAAAAAGGAUAUUCUCAAAAAUCUUAAUAUGCGAGGAUGAAACGUAGCGGUUCUUUCAAUUUGCAACCGACCCGAAACUGUUUGCGCUCUGGAGCAUCAGUAAUAAUUAUAGUAAGCUUUGGUUAGUGGCGUGAACUCGAACCGCGACGCUUUAAUCCAUUCCAAAUGCCUCCAUAAGCUUCGAAUUUCAAGUCCAAUAAGGUAUUAAACCCCUUUUUUCGUAAGGAAGCGUGAAAUUUAGGUUUUAAAGGAAAGAAACUUGAGAAAUCUGGAGACGGAGCUUUAUCGAAUAUAAGGAAGUUCCCUGCUUCAGUUUGAUAUUUUCAAAAAACUGACUUUCUUCAUGAUUUUUUUAUAUAACCCCCAACUUAGUAGCUAUCUUCAUAGACGUUCCUCUACAGUAUCCAAAAAAAAAGCUUCAGAAAUGGCCGAGAAGGGCCUGAAGGAGUCCGGCGUCUCCGAGUCGACCAUCGAAGGUCUUGAGAAGAUCAGCGAGAAGCACGAGGUUCAUUUUGCUACCUUUUACCAUUUGAAUGAGUUUGAGAAUUGCAGGAAGCCCUGAAGGCCGCCAAGGGCAACCCAGAAGCCGGAAAAGUCGCCAUCGAGGCUUUGAAGGCCGACGUCGACGCCUACAUCGCCACCGUCUCCGCUGAAGACCAGGUGUGGGAUUCGUCAUGAAUGUCGCCUUUGGAAUGGCUCGCUGUGUCCCGGCGACCGACUCGAAACGACUUGCGCGCUGGGGUAUCUUAAAGCCCCAUUUUCCAACCGCAAAGCGAACACCACAUAUCGAGCCAUUCCAAAUGCGACCAACAGUUUUUUGACGCAGUUUUUAAUUAUAAGACAUCGGGUAGACUUUGAAAAUAAUUAUUUUUGAGCAAGUUUCAUUUUUGCAACGUUAAAUGGCCUAAUUUGGCAUUUUUGGCUCAAUUUUUCACUUUUUGAAAGUUUUCCCAAUAGGAAAAGGACGUGUAAAACUGUAAAAAAAAUAAGAAAAAAACGAAUAUUUAAUAAAAAAAUCGACAUUUCAGGCCGCUUUCAAAACUUUCCAAGAAAAGGUCAAGGCCCACAUCGCCGAGCACGCCCACGAGCACCACGGCCCUCAAUAA